Fundulus heteroclitus (mummichog) is the source of this 2987-nucleotide messenger RNA. RefSeq names its product Era-like 12S mitochondrial rRNA chaperone 1 (gene eral1). The record is from RefSeq and is a predicted model, not a curated record. Gene Ontology annotation, biological process: ribosomal small subunit assembly. The transcript is spliced from 11 exons. The coding region runs from base 138 to 1490 and encodes 450 amino acids. Gene Ontology annotation, cellular component: mitochondrial matrix. Gene Ontology annotation, molecular function: rRNA binding; ribosomal small subunit binding; GTP binding. Lineage: Eukaryota; Metazoa; Chordata; Actinopteri; Cyprinodontiformes; Fundulidae.
CGGAAGGUGCUUCUCGUUGACUGAAGCAACAUGGUGUCACCCUUUAGGCAAUGCGAAUGUAAACAAGUGGCUCGCCUUUGUAACUGUAUUCCGUGUUUUAUUUUCUGGAGUAGAGCAGCUUCGUGUUGAAGAGCCUCAUGGCUCUCAGGGUGUGCGGCCGUCUGCUCAGAGGCGGAGCCGUCAACCCGGGGCGGCUGGUCGGAGCCGCCCGUCAGGAAAGAGCGGCAUGUCUUCUCCCUGCUGGAGCCGCUGCCUGCAGCCGAGGCGGGAGGCACGGAUGCAUCUUCACUCCGGCUUGUUUUAUUACAUCUGAAGCGUUUCUCAGCGGGCUGAUGAAAGGCAAAGCAGCAGAGACGGACGGCAGCGUUUAUCACCUUCCAGCCUCGGUUCCUCCAGACAGCAGCGAACAGGUAUCCUUGCUGCUGAGACAUCCUGAUCAGCCUCCUGACUCGAAGGUGUUGAAGGUGGCAAUAAUCGGAGCUCCAAAUGCUGGGAAGUCCACGCUGUCCAAUCAGCUCCUUGGCAGAAAGGUGUUUGCCGUGUCCAAGAAGGUCCACACAACUCGGCGUCGUGCGCUGGGCGUCCUAACGGAGACCGACACUCAGAUUAUUUUGCUGGACACCCCUGGUCUCACCACACCAUCAAAAGUCAAGAGACACCAGCUGGAGAAAUCCUUGCUUGUGGAUCCCUGGAACACUGUCAAGGAAGCUGACCUCAUGGUUGUCAUGGUGGACGUAUCAGACAAAUGGAUGUGCUCCGGGCUGGAUAUCGAGGUGCUGAAAUGCCUGUCCCAGCAUCCGCAUGUCCCAGCAAUCCUGGUCCUCAACAAGGUGGAUCUGGUGAAGGCCAAGGACAGGCUGCUGGAUAUUACGGACCAGCUGACAUGUGGAGUGGUGAACGGACGCAGAGUGCGGGUCAGGCCAGUGAUCAAGCCUCCGUGGGCUCAAAAGAAACCCGAGAGCACCAAUGAGUUAUCUCCUGACGAGGACACGGCAGCGCCUGAGCACGGCGCAAAGCCGACCUCCGCGCUGAGCAAAGAGAAACCGAAGGAGCUGAGGAGGCAGCAAGGCUGGCCUCGCUUUAAGGACGUCUUCAUGCUGUCGUCUGUGGACAGAGAGGACGUGGAGACGCUGAAGAGCUACUUCCUGGCUGCAGCUAAGCCGGGGUCCUGGCAGUACCACAGUGAGGUCCUCACAGACCAGAGUCCAGAGGAGGUCUGCACCAACAUCAUCAGAGAAAAGCUGCUGGAGUAUCUGCCACAGGAAGUGCCCUACUCCAUGACACAGUCUAUUGAACUCUGGCAAGACGGAGAAAACGGCGAGCUGGAUAUAUCUGUGAAGCUGUACGCCAAGAAAGAAACUCACAUGAGAAUGGUGAUCGGCACGGCCGGCCAAAUGGUGGCGCGGAUUGCCCAGGAGGCAGGGGAGGACCUCAGCCGGGUCUACCUGAGGAACGUCAGGCUGAAGCUCUCUGCCAAGCUAAAGAAGUGAAGAAGACUGAUGAAUCCUGUAAAAUGAGAGCUGUCUCUGGCCGAGCUGUUGCGACUCUUUGCCUUUGCCAAAGACGGAGCUUGAGCUAAAGAGGUUAUGAUCUCAUCGUGAGUCUGACAUGGAGCCGGGGGGGCAGCAUAUGCUCUAUCUGCGCUCCAAGAACUGCCGGUGACCUGUCGGAGGAAAGGACAAUUUACUCCUGCUUUGUUCCUGGAACCACGUUAUCAUGUUUUAGAACCCGUUUACAUGGAUAUGUUACUGUACUGAGAGUGAAGGGUGGCCGGCUUUCAUACACCGGCAGACAAAUCUAAAUGUUGCAGCAGAAUAAACCCCGCUGAAGUGUUGGCAUAUUUUUUAAGCUCCGAUACCUUUUUGGUCACAAACACGACACGGCGGCUCAUCAAAUGGAUGUUUUGACACGACUUUGACAGCUCCUUCAUGGCUGAGCGGUUUUGGCAGGCUGUGAAAGGGCCGACGUUUUAUCUUUGGCUCUCAGGGCUUUUCUUUUUUUUCUUUUUUUUUUUUAUCCUUGGCGGGCACAAACGUGCACUGUAGAUAAACCGAAGGCAAGAGCUGCACCGUCAUGUUCACUCACAUGUCCCCGCUGUACCGUCCAACCCAGUUCCCUCCACUCCCUUCAUCACUUUAGCCUUCUCAGCUGCCUUUUGAAGUGUAGCCAUCCAUCUCUGCGAGCAUCACUUUUUUUUGUUCUGCUGCUUUCCUCCUCUCCCUCCCGUCUCUGCUCGCUCUGCUCUUUUGGCUCUCAUAAAGCCCCGCUCUGCCUCCCAGGGCUACAUUGUCUCCCUAAUGGACGGCAAAGUGGAGCACUAACCUGAUGCUAAAUUGGGUCAGAUAAUGGCGAUUAGAUCCGCCCCUGCUGCCCCUGGGUUAACUCAGCAGCUCAGGGCAUCUCGACGAAUAACCAGCUAGUGUCCGUCCCUGAAGCUCGCCUUGUAACCCAGUGAUUUGACCGAGCGAAGAUCGCUGGCAGUUUUAGGCCAAAUGCAGCUUAAAACCGUGAAAAUCAUGUUCAUCUCAUGAGAAGCGAUCCAGAUACAGAAACAUUUAGUGCAGAUUAUCCAAAUAAAGAGGCGCUCAUGCAAAGGGAGGCGUUCAUCAUCUUUAUUUUACAUCAUUUAUCUUUCACAACACAUCAGUGUGUCCGGUCCUUCGUCGACAUCGAGCGAAGGCAGGAGAACCCUUACCAUUACUAAAACUCAGUAAUGGUAACGGUUUACCUGCCCCCCUCUGCUGAGCGUUCGGUCCGUUCAGCCCCGCGUCCCUUCUGGUGGAGGUGGAGGUGGAAUGAUACCCUGGAUAGUACAUCAUCUAUACUGUAGUGUCUCUUUAAAAAACUUACAGUAUAAGAUGAUAUCCUGUCCAGGGCACAAGACAGAGCCGUGGCGCAGCUAGUCCCACACGCAUUUGGAAUCUGCAUCAAGAGUGAAUAUGUAAACUAUUUAACGGUAGAAAUAAAGGAUGGUUAAUAAACUCUCA